Molecule: messenger RNA, 474 nt
Organism: Thlaspi arvense
Lineage: Eukaryota; Viridiplantae; Streptophyta; Magnoliopsida; Brassicales; Brassicaceae
Source: the annotation of a GenBank genome assembly
UUGAAAGAGAUUAAAAUGAGCCAAACUACAAACCGAUCUUGUUACAAAAGUAGCAGAUACACAAAAUAUUUGGUGAUAGGUCACAGGAGAAAUAAACACCCUGAGGAACGACGUGUACUCCUGAACCUCCGCGAGUGCGUUUUGCGCACGCGCCUCCGCCAUCGACGCCUCGAAAUCAACGUAGAACCUAAACCGCCGGUGAUGGAGCUGGAAUUCUCAGCGGAAGCUACUUUGCUUGCUAAGAUGGCGCAUGAGCUCUGCCAAUCGGCUCGGCUCGAGCCAACACCAUUAGGGAAGCUAAACGACUCAGACCUCGAACAGACACACGCUUUCCAUUUGCGUGAGAGUAACGCACAUUUGAGAUCACACGAGAACGCAGGCGAAACAGCUUGCAUGAUUUUUGACUCGAAAGAAAACAUGGUUAAUACCAGGUUUUACAUACGUGUCAGUUGUGGACUUGUGGUUUCCAAAUAG